Molecule: messenger RNA, 2464 nt
Organism: Alnus glutinosa
Lineage: Eukaryota; Viridiplantae; Streptophyta; Magnoliopsida; Fagales; Betulaceae
Exons: 8
Coding region: 145-1674 (509 amino acids)
Molecular function (GO): protein binding
Source: RefSeq, a predicted model, not a curated record
AUCUCAUCCUCUCGUUUCGUCCUUUUUAUGCAGUCGUUUCUUCAAGUUCGUCUACACCACUGACCACUGCUGCACAGAGAGCUUUAGGAGCCUCGGUUUUGGAAGACAGCCCUCUCUAGCUCUGUCACUAUUAAAAGCAAUAGCAUGGCAACAAAUAAUAUCUCAAGCACGAUUGUUCUUGAACUUCUUACAAAAGAAAAUUAUGAGAAUUGGAAAGCUUGGAUGGAAAACUAUUUGUUGGCUCAUGAUCUCUGGGACAUUGUCGAAGCAACCACGGAACCUCCUAAACCAGAAGAUGAUGUAGUUGAAUUUAAGGCUUGGAGAAAAAACAAUGCUGCAGCCUUACAUGCAAUCCUAAUUUCAUGCGGGGUGGACAUACUGCCUGAGAUUAGGAAAAUCGAUUCUGCCAAAAAAGUUUGGGAUAAAUUGGCUACAAUGUACGGGCACUCCUUACCAAACAUCCAAGGGGCAGGCAGUAUAAACAACGACCUCCUUCAGUAUGAGCCCUUACGUACGGCCAUCAACAAUGGUGACUGGGUUUCUGCAAACGAUUUCCUUAGCCGCCACAAAGAUGCAAAGAGUGCAAAAAUUUCAGUCAAUGGACGUUCUGUUCUUCACGUGGCUGCCCUUGCAGGACAUACGAAAAUUGUGGAGAAGUUAGUGGAGUUAAUGUCGGCAGAGGAAUUAGAAAUAAAAGACGACAACGGUUUGACAGCUCUAGCUCAGGCUGCUGUUCUACAAAAUAGUUAUCGGAUGGUAGAUUGCAUGAUUACGAAGAACACUCAUUUGCUUGACCUCCCAGACAAUUUGAAUCGUAUUCCAGUUGUAAUGGCUCUCGAGUAUGGAAACAUUGAAGUAGCUCGCUAUCUCUACUCUGUCUCUCUUCCAUAUCAAACAUUAAGUGACAGCGAUGCUUCCACGCUUCUUACCCUGUUCAUGCGUUUCAAAAAAUUUGAUAUUGCCUUGCACUUGCUCCAGCGUUGCCCAGGUUCUGCUCUUGUUCCAAACCGGUUUGAUUUCCCUUUGGUCACAUUGGCUUCGAUGUCUUCUGCCUUCCCGAGUGGGAACCAGCUGUUGUCUCUGGAAAACUGGAUCUACGCCCGUAUACCCAUUCGAUCAGAGCAUUACAACAAUAAUGAAAUUCAGAUAGACAUCCACAACCCAAAUAAAUGCGAAGGUGAUCAACUCGAGAUUAGCGAACCAGCUACAGGCCUAAUAUUACGUCCACUAAUUCCGAAUCUCCAUAAGCUCUUGGGAAUCAAUUGCAAGCAAAUACAUGAAAUGAAAUUGCUCCACCACCAAGCCCGUCAACUUCUAAUUCAAAUGUGCAGUCAAGUAAAGCAAAUGGAUGUUGAUCAUGUUAAUGGAGCCAUCUUUCAAGCCAUCAAGAACGGGUUUACUGAGUUUAUUGUUGAGAUAGGGAAAGUAGAUCCCCAACUUCUGUAUACCAAUUAUGAUGACAUGGGAAGAAGCACACUUUCUUGCGCCGUCCUGCAUCGUCAAGCUGGAAUUUUUAAUCAUAUUUACGGGCUUCAUCAGGGUGUGAAAAAAUCGAUUAUAAAUGUUGUGGAUAAAUCAGGUAGCACUAUCUUGCAUAUGGCAGGGAUGUUAGAACCUUCCACUAAACGUGAUCGCAUUAGAAGUCAAGCUUUGAUGUUACAGAGCGAACUUUAAUGGUUUAAGGAGGUCGAGAGAAUUUGCAAUCCUCUACAUAGCGAAGUUCGAAAUGAUUCAAAGAUGACACCGAGAGAACUUUUUACCCAUAACCACAAGGACAUGGUCAAGGAAGGAGAGAAAUGGAUGAAGGACACCGCCAGUUCUUGUACAGUGGUAGGAGCUCUCAUUAUUACCAUUAUGUUCACUGCAGCAAUCACUGUUCCAGGUGGUAACAAUCAAAAUACUGGGUUCCCCAUGUUCACAGAUAAAAAGUUAUUUAUCGUCUUUAUCAUUGCCGAUGCAUUUUCACUUGCUUAUUCCACUGCUUCAGUAUUGAACUUUCUAGGAAUCCUUACAUCACGUUAUGCAGAAGAAGAUUUUCUCGAAUCCUUGCCUACGAAGAUGAGUUCUGGAUUGUUGAGUCUUUUCGUCUCUAUUGCAACUAUGAUGAUCACCUUUUGUGUUGGUUCUUUCCUUAUGCUACCCGGAAAACCAUGGAUGGCCAUUCCAGUCAUUAUUCUCGCUAUUACUCCGAUCUACAUAUUCGUUGUAAUGGUGUCUCCCAUUCUUUUCGACAUACUCAAGUCAGUAGUUGGAGCUAGAAAUAUAUAUAUCUCAACCUAAGAAAAUUGAAUAAAGGAAAAUAAAACGUUUGUUUUAAGCAAUAUGUUUUAAAAAUGUUGGGUUACUAAAGGCAAUAUGAUCAGUUUAGAAUGAAAAAUUUGUGAUCAUUGAGCUUGUGAUGUAUUAAGCAUAUUGAUCUGACUAUUUGGUAAUUGAUUGAUCAUAUAUCCGGCCUUCAUAGAUU